AAGGCGUGUACUCUCGCUAGAUUCUCGGGUUCCCAUUGGAAACGAAGGGAUGCUGCGUUAUCCCGACGAAUAGGAGGGAGUUCGAAGGUGGAAAGAGGGAGUACAGGGAGAGGCGUGGUUCGAUAAGGAAAGGGGGGAGUUAGAGGUUGAAGAGAGAGAGGUAGAGAGAGAGAGAGAGAGAGAGAGAGAGAGAGAGUGAGAGAGAGGGAGAGAGGAAGCGAGAGAGAGAAAGAGAGAGAGAGAGAGGGAGAGAGGAAGGGAGAGUCUGAAUUGAGCAUUUUCGACGACCGAUAGUACAGAUUCUGGUCCAGCUAACUUUGCUCAACUAUCUUCAAGUAGUCUUCAUCGAGUUCGUUCUACGAAAGGUUUCUCUUUUAUUUGAGUUUAGUGUAUUGUGUCUUUAAGAUAACAAAGUGCUUGUUUUUCAAACAACGUAUUGAAAGAUUUUAGUGAAAGUGUUGUUCUAAUCGAACUAUAAGUUAGCUCAAUUUCGUUCAUUCACACAGAUAAGACGAAAGAAAAAACGAGGAGAGAGGAAAACGUCGCACGUUUUUCGUCGCUCUGAAUUAUACAGUUUUGAGAUCUUCGAAGACCAAACGAAUCUCAAUCGAAUCUCGCAAAGGACCUUUCUUCCAAACGAAUCUGGCAGUGAGAAAUUUAAGAUACCCUCGAGACUUCCUUUGCUCUUCUUUCUCCUCUACGAUCGACUCUUCGCUUUUCCACACAUUUAUUCACCCCACAACGAUUUUUCGGCAAAUAUUUGACGAACUCGUUCAGCCUGAGGUCUUCGCUAACAUUCCAACAUUCUAUAUUCGAAUCCUUUCUUAGUUCUCUUUUGAUGAGAUUAGUAGAUCAGUUAUUUAAUUACUGACCUACUAAUUUCAUCGGAAAAUUCUUACUGAAAAUUCUAACAUUAAUUAGUGAUCAACAUAACAGAUAAUUUCCAUAGAUUUUUCUAAAAGUUAAGAUUUAAAGAAAGUUUGAAAAAAUGAAAAAUCUGGAGAAAACUUUCUCGAUGUUCAGAUUUCAAUCGAUGAUGGAAAGAGGUGCGUUGCUACCAAUCACCGACAGUUGCAAGCAAAAUAUUCAAGUACACAGAAGAGAAAAUUCUAUGGCGAACGGUGGACAUGGUGUCGUUGUCAAUGGUGUGGGCGGUGGUGCUCCAGGUUCGGGAACCCUUUCACGGGAAGAAAGGCGCCGGCGUCGAAGAGCUACGCAGAAAUAUCGAACGGCACACGCGACGAGUACAUACAUUAGCGCUAAAAAGUUUGAACGUACUCAAGACAUUUUUCUUCAAGAAUUGGGUUCAAUCCCAUAUUUCUUCUUCAGUUCUAUAUGCAAAGUGGUCUUUAUUAAUUACACUUGCGACGAGACAACUCAAAAGAUGGAGAAAAUCAAUGAAAUUAUUUACACUUUUUAUGCUGAAAAUACAGAUUACAUAAUACAAGAAGAGUUGAAAAUGUUUACUUUGCAAAUGGCACAUUGUCAAUCAACGUAUUCCACUUUUGGUUUAUAUUCAUUCAAUCGAAAGUACAUAUACUCGUGCCUUGGAGUGAUGAUGACAUAUUUAACUAUUAUGAUACAAAUGUCUUAGCUGGUGUUAAAAAAGUGAAUAACAAAUUUAAACAUCAUAUAAAGGUUGGUCGCGUUGAUAAGAAAAGGCUAGUCGUAUUAUCGAUUUUCACAGAGGCAUACUCAAAACACAGUCCAUAUCUACUAAAGUGAUUAAUUUUUCAUUAAUCUUUAUACUUUGA
Molecule: messenger RNA, 1754 nt
Organism: Vespula vulgaris
Lineage: Eukaryota; Metazoa; Arthropoda; Insecta; Hymenoptera; Vespidae
Exons: 7
Coding region: 989-1594 (201 amino acids)
Biological process (GO): sensory perception of taste
Cellular component (GO): membrane
Source: RefSeq, a predicted model, not a curated record